Trachymyrmex septentrionalis is the source of this 1211-nucleotide messenger RNA. RefSeq lists its product as uncharacterized. The record is from RefSeq and is a predicted model, not a curated record. The transcript is spliced from 5 exons. NCBI's taxonomy places the organism in Eukaryota, Metazoa, Arthropoda, Insecta, Hymenoptera, Formicidae. The coding region runs from base 25 to 1116 and encodes 363 amino acids.
AGGACGGCGAUUGUUGUUGCGAGUAUGUCGUUCGUCGAGCAGCCGAUGUUCGGGCGGGAUAUCGCGGUGCCAGCUAGACUGCCGAUAAUCCUGAAGCAGUUCUGUAAGGCUGCGAUACGCACGCAGCCUUACGAUUUGCUCAAGUGGUCCAGCUCGUACUUCCGCGCACUAGCCGAUGGCGAGGAGCCGCCGAUUAAGUCGCGACUCGAAUACCCGCCACCGAGCACGGCUUCCGGCUUGACCUUGGGCUUCCUCAGGGUGCUAUUGCGGCAGUUUGGAAAUUACAACAAGAUGCUUCCGAUCGAGACAAUCUUGCGUCGCUGGGAUUGCCUCUGCCUGGAUCAUAGGGAUUUCGAUACGAUCCUUGCGAUCGGUAGAUUCCAUCAUACUUGCCAGGUGAAGAAGUUCCUCGCUGUAGCGGUGGGCCUGCUCGGCGCCAAUCUCACCGAGACGAUGAUCAUGGUUUGCCAAUUGUUUAGCCACGAGCCAGACGGAGGAUCUGCGAUGAUCCCGCUCACUUUGUUUAUGGAGAUAUACGAAUAUUUAGCGGGACUUGCAUGCGAUGGCAAUGAGAAGAACACGUUCGAUCAGGAUACAACAGAGCGUACAAUGUGCAAAGAGAGUUCCGUCGAUCAUACAACAUGUUCUGUAAAUAGCCAAGAUACCGAUGUGGACAUUAAUUUAGAUUCAGACCUGAUAUCCAAAGAUGAGGUUGAUCUAUCGAAAACUGAUCUGUCAACAGAGCUGAUAGAGAACAGUUUAUUCGAAGGAGAAGCUAAUUAUGAAGAAAAAGGAAAUAAAUCUUUGACUAAUCAAAAAGAUGAUAGUUCGAUUGAUAAAGACAGCACAGAUAACAAUGAUAUCAGUAAGAAAUUCUGUGAAGUAAAAGACGUUAAUAGUGAUAGAAACUUAUCUUCUGGAGUAGAGAAGGAUGCGAAAAUUACUUGCUUUCCGAAUGUGCCAGGUAUAGGACCACGUUUGUCAGCCGAGCGAGUUGCAAACGUAACGGCAUGGAUGCUCGAGUGUGCGAGACUGCAAGAGGGUAUGGUCGGGCCGCGAAAUAUUCGACACAUGAACUGCCCAUCUUUACACGAACGAUCGAUAUCAAAGUCAUGAUAACGUCUCGUUAUUUCAUAAUAAUGAAUGCGAAGAACACAAAUAAACACGAAAUAACUGGCAAGAUUAAAAUCUUUGAUCUAGAGACGUAAUUA